Molecule: messenger RNA, 6751 nt
Organism: Homarus americanus (American lobster)
Lineage: Eukaryota; Metazoa; Arthropoda; Malacostraca; Decapoda; Nephropidae
Product: F-box/LRR-repeat protein 7-like
Exons: 6
Coding region: 26-1957 (643 amino acids)
Biological process (GO): SCF-dependent proteasomal ubiquitin-dependent protein catabolic process
Cellular component (GO): SCF ubiquitin ligase complex
Molecular function (GO): protein binding
Source: RefSeq, a predicted model, not a curated record
UUGCUGGUACAGUCGUAGAGUGAAUAUGUAUCGUGAUCGAGGGACGAAAUUGAGAAUACGACCGAAAUUGUACUCUCCUACAGUUAGUGGCAAGACUGUGGUGUUAGGAUGUGACAUGUGCGAAUCAGGAUACGAGACAGAAAGAACAUUAACAGUGUGUAGGUGUGGAUACUCUUGGAAGAAGCGAAUAUACGUGAGUGAGGGCGGACGAGAGGACGAGGACAGUGAGGGUGUGGGCGAGGCGCCGCCCGGCUGCCACCCCGCCACUGACCCGCCGCCCCCGCCGCCCUUCAGCCCGCCACCCCCUCGCCCGCAAGCCAUGGAGGGCCGCCCUGCCGCCGCCACCAAACUGGGCCGCAUGUCACCCUCCGUUUAUGUGGGCGGCGGCACCUUGGGGCGUGUCAGUCCCGGUCACGACCUGGGCUACCACACCCUCGUCACCAGACAGACCCCCACGCCCACCAGGGACCGCACCACACCUACCAGAGACCGAACCACGCCCACUAGAGACCGGACCACGCCCACCAGAGAUCGUACCACGCCCUCGCCCUGGUCUGACGUGCGAGCCUCGCCUUUCCCCGCACUCGACCUGUCUGCAUUGUCGUCGUGUCCGCGGUCCUCCCCGAGACCGCAGCUGCCGCAGGUGCCCCCACAGCAACAGCAGACGACGCCGCAGCCGCAGCAGCAGUUGGAAAGCACAGACCAGCUGCUGGCCACGUACAAAGGUAAACGGGUGGCGCGGUCGUCGCCGUUCGACAAACUAAGCGACGAACUGGUGGUGCGGAUCUUGUCCUUCCUGCCGACCAACUCGGUGUGUCAGUGUGCUCGGGUGUGUCGACGUUGGUACGUGUUGGCGUGGGACCCGCGGCUCUGGUCCACUAUCACCCUGGCCAGUGAGGCCAUACACGCCGACAGAGCCAUCAAGCAGAUCACCAGACUCCUGGCCAGGGACUCCGGCGGCUGUGUACACGUCGAGAAGGUGAUUCUCAACAGCUGCUCUCGACUGUCUGAUCGAGGAUUGUCGUUGAUUGGUCGACGGUGUCCUGAACUGCGACACCUGGAGAUCAAGGGUUGCGUCAAUGUCACCAACGUCGGUAUUUUUGAGCUGGUCACGCAGUGUGUUAACCUUGAGCACCUCGACGUCACAGGUAGAGCGGUUAGUACCCUCAGCCAGUCAUGGUACCCAGAGUACUUGUCUGAUGCAGUACAUGUUUUCCAUCCAGGGUGUCACCAGAUCACGUGCAUCCACCUGACACAACAGGGAACGGUGGAGCCUGAGCCGAUGCACUCCCGUCAGCUUUACCUUCAAUACCUCGACAUGACAGACUGCUACGCCCUUGAGGACCAGGGACUCAAGGUCAUUGUCAAGAACUGUCCACAGCUCCUUCACCUCUACCUCAGGAGAUGUAUUAAUAUAACAGAUACGGGAGUGAAGCACAUGGCCAGCUACUGCCUCAUGCUGCGGGAAGUGAGCGUGUCUGACUGUGUCCAGAUCACCGACUUCGGCAUGUACGAACUAGCCAAGUUAGGGCCCAACCUCCGCUACCUGAGUGUGGCCAAGUGUGACCAGAUCAGUGAUGCUGGCAUCAAGCAGAUAGCUCGCCAUUGCUACAAGCUUCGCUACCUUAAUGUGCGAGGCUGUGAAGCGGUCAGCGACGAUUCCAUGGAGAUGGUGGCUCGGUCAUGCCCGAGACUACGUGCUCUUGAUAUCGGCAAAUGUGACGUCACUGAUAAUGGCAUGAAACUCAUUUCAGAGCACUGCCCAAACUUGAAGAAGCUAUCGGUGAAGUCUUGUGACAUGAUCACUGACCGUGGUGUUCAGUACAUUGCGUACUACUGCCGUGGCCUUCAGCAGCUCAAUAUCCAGGACUGCCAAGUGACCAUUGAGGGUUAUAGGACAGUUAAAAAGUACUGCCGGCGCUGUAUCAUAGAGCACACUAACCCGGGUUUCUUUUAGUGAAGCUAAAAUGUGUCUGCGCCUCGCCCAGUGUUGUGCCAGUGACUAUAGCAAAAAAUUGUACCAGUGCCAAAUAAUGUGAGCCCCUGUAAUUUUGGUGCCACCAGGGACAAGACCCGGGUGCUGCUGUGAACAGCCCAGUGCCAAUUCUAAUGCAGCCCUAGGCAAGACGUGUGCCUACUCACCUGUGCCAAGUUUGCAGUGCCAAAACGGUGAGCUGAUUCCCAUGUGCAGCAUGCAUCAAAUAACUUACUCCUCCGUUUACCAAAGUAAUGCUACCGUCGCCCUGCAUACAGUGCCAGAUGCUGCUUUGUAGCAUGCACAGUUGUAAUGCAUCUGCAGUGUGUGCACACUCAUCUCCGUGCACCAGUGUAGUGUGUACCUGUGUAGUACACGCUUUCACCACAUGCACCUUCACGAUGAGCAUAUUUGCUGUGUGUACCUUUGUCAUGUGCAUCCCCAUAACUUGCAUCUUUGUCGCGUUCAUCAUCAUUAAGUACCAUUGAUGUUCACUUAUUGUGUACACUUUCAGUAGCAACUUCUCAUGUUGUGCACCUGUAUAGUGUACACCCUCACCAUAUGUAAUUUCAUCACAUCAUUUUCCUUUUCCGUAGUGCCAGUCCUUGUUACAGCAAAUAGCAUCGUCUGUCUGGACCUUAUCUGUUCACUACCGAUUAUAGAGAAACAUUAUGCAACAACAUAUACAAAGUGAUAUUUAGGAAUAACUUUGGCAUUGAAAAAAGUUCCAAUGUUUAAAGUUCACCAGUGAUAAAAUGAGGAAAUAUUUGCUUCAUGAAAUCUGUGAUGCAACAGUUGUUGUUCUGUACCUGUGAGUCUGCAAAGAGAACCAACAGCCUACAAGUGUAUUUCCAGGAGAUAAACAAUAUUGUUUGGGCAAUAGUUGGAUCCUGGCAUCAAAAGCCACAUUUUCAGUAACUAUGUAGACAGGAUGUAUAAUGCCACUAAGUAUGCCAGGCAGUGUAACAUUGUAUGCCAGUAAUGUGGAUUCAUCCUUUUCUUAUGCUGUAUCCCUGUACAUAAACGGGGUCCUGUAUACUGUACACUAACCUUCUACAUUUGCUGCAUGAUAGACAAAACAUGCUUUAAAAACUAUUUCUAGGGGUGCCUUAUCAUGCUCAAAUUCAGGGUAAAUAUUUGAGUGAUCAAUCCUGGUAUUUUUUGCUCCAAGAAUCUUCAAAAUAAACUGAGAAUGACAUAUACACACUCACAUGAAUAUUUAGGCAGCCAACAGAGUUUACUUGCGAUUGGCAAUGUCAACAAAUUUUAGUUUCGUAAGAGAAGUUAAAAAAUGUGGUUUGUAAUAUAUUGUCCAGUAUAUGACAAUUGUGCCUUUACAAAAUGGCAAUCAGAGUUUCAUUUUAUAUAUAUAUACAGUAUGUACAUGUGGUCAUUAUUUUUUUAUGGAAAAUCAUUUAUCCCUAUCAUAUAAUUGUUUGAAAUUUUUAUAUAUCCCAAAUUUACUUCUAAGCUCCCAGAGUUAAGUGAUAUAAAAUUGCAACAGUGCCUCAAAAAUCGUAAAGAAUGUUUGUUAUACUUGCAUACAAUAUGUGCCUUUUUGUUUCUAAUUGCCAGAUAAAUUUGAAAGUGUUCUCAACUGCACCUUUUGAACAGUACCAUCAUUACCAGGACUACCAGUAUACUAUGUAGGACACCAUCAUUACCAGGACUACCAGUAUACUAUGUAGGACACCAUCAUUACCAGGACUACCAGUAUACUAUGUAAGACACCAUCAUUACCAGGACUACCAGUAUACUAUGUAAGACACCAUCAUUACCAGGACUACCACACUAUCACACCUCAACUCCCAAAUGCAUCAUACUUUCCCUCUCCUAGACUAUAGCCACCAUGUUCCUAAGAGCACACACAACACAACACAACACACACACACACACACACACACACACACACACACACAACACAACACAACACAACACAACACAACACACACACACUUUGCUACAAUGUUACCAGUGACUACUAUACCAUUCUGUUAAUGAUCAUGACACUCACCAACGUGUUUGCGAUAGCCUACUCCCCCCACCCCACCCCCACACAUUACAAUUGAACCUACUAUUGAUUGUCCUCUCUGCCAUGCUUGACUGUUGCUGUAAUCCGGUGUUCCUAACAACUGUUACCACAACCUUGCUACCAUUCUCCUGACAGCUACUACCAUCAUUGGCUACCAUAUAUACUCCACCACCUGGUCUCUAAGAACCACCGCUGAGGGUCAGGGUCACCACUGUGGUUGACCUUCACCAUAAUAUCAAAUGUCCUACCAUUCCUGACCCAUGACUUGUUCCUGACUGGCAUCAACUACCAUGUCUGGCAACCAUGCUCCUGCAACCACUACUACCAUUCAUCUGAUGACUACCAGAAUAUUUUUCCUUAUUAUCCUCCCAAACGACGACCAUUGUUGUUACCAUUGUCCUCUCAUAAAGGGGCCCAUGAACAUUUAACCAUCUACCACAACACACUACCAUCAUGGCUGUCUACCACCAUACCUGCCCCCCUAUGUUUACCGUUGCUCUCAUUGGUUACACCUGUUUUCUUGAUGACCAGUUACCAAGUGUAGAUUCUUCUGGGCCCUUAAGAUCUACUAGAUGUUGGUCCUAACAUCUGACAGUCAUUGGUCGUAGCAAUUGGCAGUCAUUAUUCUUAGCAUCUGACAGUCAUUGGUCCUAGCAUCUGAGUCAUCGGUCCUAGCAUCUGGUAGUUAUUGUUCCUAGCAGCUGACAGUCAUUGGUCCUAGCAUCUGACAGGUGUUGGCCUUAGUAUGUGGCACGUGUGGGUACAGUAGGAGACACAGUUAGCCAGACCAUAGUUCCAUCAAGUCUCUUCCAGCAGAUGCAUGACUCUAUACCACACACCAAGCCUUUCGUGAAGGUCUGGUACCAAGGAUGCCUGUCCCUCAGAUUACUUAUGCAUGGUUCGUAAAUAUAGUACUGUUAAACUUCUCGAAUGUCUUUCUGAGAAACUUUGACCAGCCAUAUCAUCUUCUCACUGAAUAUUACACUUUACAUGUACAGAAAUGGUUACAGGCAAUGAUAUAUAUGCAGUCUCUUACAAUCUACAGCAACAGCUUCCUCAUGAGCCACUCUUAACAGAUCCGUAAUUUUGAAAGUUUCCUCAGCCCUAAACAUUUGAAUAAAGUGAAGUAGCGAUACAAAUCUAUUUGGUAGUGAAACAGUAUUUAUCAAGCUUGAAGAACAUGAGGCUUCUCUUUCACACCCUUUACGGCCAUUAAUUAAUCUUAAACUCUGCACAAAUUAAAAAGAAUAAUAAUGUUGAAGGUUCCAUUCUCCUCACACAAACAGGUCAGCCUCUAUAUUUACACCUUUGUCUGUAAGAAUUUAUAACAUCAGGUCAUGGCCUUUGUUUACACCUACACUGUUUACCUGUCGGAUGGUGAAGAGGGCGGGAAACUAGCGUGAUUACAGGAGCACUUGGUGGGACAGGCAUCUAGAAUCUGUGAUCUUUUUUAUACUUUAUUGUAGCGAGUCAAGGUGUGGCAAGAUGACAGUACUUUCUCUACAGUCUUCACAAAUAUAGUAAACAAACUGAUUAUUUAAAGACUUGUGAUAUUAUUUUGUUUAAAGAAUUACAAAUUGUAGGGUAUUGAUAUGGUCAAAUUGUUAGUGACCAUUUCCUGUCCAUUCUAUAAAAAAUCAAUGAGGUAGAUUUCAAAAUAAAUUGUCUUUAGACCAGAAAAUUUAAUCAUAAUGUAUUUUUAUAUAAUCCAAACCACGAUAUACUGUAAUAGUGAGUUAUUGCUAAUUUAUUUCACACAAAACUACUGAACCCUACAGUGUCAAUUCAGGUUACGUCUACCAAUUUUUUUUUUAUUGGAGUUUGUUAUUUUUAACCCAGGAAAUAUAACUCGGCAAUCCUGUAUUCUUCCCUUGUAUUAGAAUGUGAUGAGAUUGAUUUUCAAGACUUAAGAGGGAUGGAGAAUUUAUGGUUGGUUAGGUUUGAAGAACAGAGAAGACGGCGAGUUACUUAAUGUUUUGGGUCUAUAGAACAAAGAAAAUAAUGGAAAAGUAUAGCCAAUCAGUCAUGGUAUUGCCCAGUCUUAACUUAGUCAGUGUCUGGAAGAGUUUUGUUUGAUGUAGGUUUGUGUUGGUCACUAUAGUAAAUGAUAUGCCUUGUGCCCAGUGAUAUGUUGAUGCUGCUACCAGUGGGACGUGAAAAGUAUCCCAUGCGCUUGAAAACAGAAAAAAAAACAGGUGAAUGACAGUGACAGAUCAAAAGAAGAAGAGAAAGACACUGUGUGAUCAAUUUCCUUACAGGUCUGGAGGGGGUAAAGCUCUCUCGACUGUGUUGGGUGCUGACAAUUUUCCAGUGAUAUUCUUCUUCCUAUUUUGUCACCAUAAACCAAAAUGCCACUUCCGACUCGCUGCCCCCAAACUCACGGCUGUUCAGAAAAUUUAUCAUCUCACUUUAUACGUGUUUACUUCUCUAACUUCUGAAGUAAAAUAGUGUAAUGAUAAAGAACUCUGUAUUACUGUAGGAUACUCGUUAACUGAGUGGAAUGUAUAAAUUAGAUAAAUUAAUAGCUUUUAAUCACUUCCUUAAUCUCGUUUUCAGUAACAAUCGUGAGUUUGGUCAUUGACACUAUUGCCAUAAUGUGUGCCUAUUCGUUUUAUAUACAAUCAUAAUGUAUUGAAUUUGUAUAUUGUUAUUAUCCCUUUAUGUAAGUUUUUUUAUGAGAUAUUUUAUAAUUUAUUUACUGACACAAGAUUUUAUUUCUUGUGUAGAAUAAAAAAUUACCAAUC